AUGCGUUGCCCGUGUUCUCCGGUCAACUUUUCUCGCAGCAACUCCAAGUCAAAUCAAUUGAACAACAUGGCGUCCGCCAGGCUAUCGCCAACGGCGAAUUUAAUGCGCAAGUCGCGCUUAUUUGCACUUCCAAAAGCUCUCAAGGGUCCCCAAGCACCGCCAUCCUCGCGAACCGUCACCGAAUCCGAUUCUGCAACUCUGCCUCACCCCAUUCGAGCCGCCAUCGCUACCCCGUCAUCAUCACUAGCCCGAGGCGAUUGGGGUCUGAAACGCCCUCUUCCAGCCAAGUCGACAUCAGACAAAUCGUCAAAGCCUGUAGUCAGAGUUCACGCCCUCGACACGUACGAGCAUGUCACCGACUUCGAAUCCGCCGCGGAUCACACGAUGACCCUCGAAAAGUUCCAGGAGCUUCACAUGCCUAUGUCUCUCCCAUCCAAGGUCAACUAUUCGACAACCAUCGUCCCCAGACACUCGAGUCCCUUUGAAGCCCACCUUGACAACACCGAGACUAGCGAGGGUCUUCAGGAAGCUGGUGCCAAACAGUUUAGACAGACAGGUCCUUGGCUUGCCGGACAAACGGAGUCGGAGUUCCUGGCUUACCUGAAGAAGGUAUCUACACAGAAGCCCGAGCUGUUGCAGAAGCUCCGUGAGCAAUUGACGGUCAAGCGCAAUGCCGAACUUCGCCAGCAAGCACAGGAUAACGGAGAGGACAUCGCUGAGGCUGUUACAAUUACCGAUGCGGAGUUUGAUACCUACAUCAAGUCUUUGCGCAAUGACCCAUUCGCUCUCGGCCCAGUCGUCUUCGAAUUGCUGGAUCUUGCUUCGCCUCCUGCCGUUCCCAGUGAGCGCGUUGGGCGCAAGUACUACCAACCUCCCCCAACCAAUCUCUCUUCCCCAGAAUACGCCGUCACAGGACCUCCCAAGACACACCCCUCGGCUGGUCUGUCGUACACCCGAUCACACGCUUUGAUUUACAACCACCCCAAGUUUGGUCCCCAGACAUACGAGCGCCCCGUCGAGGCCCGCAUUCUGCGACCCAAGGGCAAGUUCAAGGGCAGAAUGUCCCGUGCCACAGCAGGUAUCGGUGGUAUUGCCGUCGACGACCUGAACGCCAUGAACUUCGUUGCGUCAGGCGCACCUCCCGGUCUCACCUACUUCGAUGCGUCCAUCAAGGGUGGUGGUAAAUACUGGGUCACUCCUAUCCGCGCUGCUACAGAUAGCCAGGGCCGUAUCAACCUUGCAUCUUUCCGUGCCAGCGCCACUGCCAAGGCGCCCUAUGGAUUGGAAGAUCACAAGAAAGAGAGCACCCUGACUAUCUCGGAUGUUGCCAACUACAACUCCCAGGCAGUGCCUCGGAUGGACCGACGGCCGUUUGGCCAGCCCCGAUUCACGCCAGGUGAGCAGGCGGCGCAACGGGGUCCAGCGAAGGGAACAGAGGAGGUCGCUCGCAGUCUUCUCAACACCCUCAGCUCCAGGUGA
Messenger RNA from Penicillium salamii, 1479 nucleotides. Lineage: Eukaryota; Fungi; Ascomycota; Eurotiomycetes; Eurotiales; Aspergillaceae. The record is from the annotation of a GenBank genome assembly.